GAAUUGAGCCAGUAUCUUAGCUUCCUCAUCCGAUCCAUUAUUGCGUAGUGAAAUUUCUAGCUUCCCGCGGAGCCAUAUCAUGGCACCCAAAUCUCCUCCAUCGCUUCCCCUUUACGAAGUAAAAUUCCCAAACAGUAAAAUCUCGAGAACAGUAGAACUCAUCAUUCUGUGCCUUCUCCUAUCACUCAUCAGCUAUAGAUUACUUUCUCUCAGCAGCCAUGACUACUCCCUCCCUUGGCUUCUUGCGCUCGUUUGCGAGUCUUGGUUCGCUUUCAAUUGGAUUCUCACCAUCAACAUUAAGUGGAAUUAUGUUGAAACCAAAACUUACCCAGAACGCCUCUUGCAAAGGCUGGAAGAUAAGACGCUAGCGGAGUUUCCGGCGGUGGACAUGUUCGUUACGACGGCUGAUCCAGAGCUGGAACCGCCGAUCAUAACGGUGAACACGGUGCUGUCUUUAUUGGCGGUGGACUAUCCGGCGAACAAGCUGGCGUGUUAUGUGUCGGACGACGGUGCAUCGCCGUUGACCUUCUUUUCUCUGGUGGAAGCAUCCAAGUUUGCUCAGAUUUGGGUUCCCUUUUGUAAGAAGUUUGACGUUGCCGUUAGAGCUCCGUUUCGAUAUUUUCACGCCAACCCUGCAUGCCCACAUGAUCGCUCCUUGGAAUUCCAACACGAAUGGAACAAAAUCAAGGAUGAUUAUUUAAAGCUGUGCGCGAAGAUAGAAGAUGCGAGUAAGGAAUCUAUGGCAUUUGGCCUUACCGCUCAAUUUUCCGUUUUUUCAAAGAUUAAACGAAGAGACCACUCUUCCAUCGUAAAGGUCAUUUGGGAAAACAAGGGGACUAUUCCGGAAGAAGAUGCGGUUCCUCAUCUAAUCUACGUCUCUAGAGAAAAGCGUCCAAAAAUUCAUCAUCAUCACAAAGCAGGAGCCAUGAAUGUUCUGACUAGAGCAUCAGGGGUGAUGACAAAUGCACCAUUUAUGUUGAACGUGGACUGUGACUGCUUUGCAAAUGACCCAAAAGUGGUACUCCAUGCCAUGUGCUUUCUGCUCGGGGCAGAGGAUGAAAAAGAUGCUGGCUUUGUUCAAUUUCCGCAGAGCUUCUACAGUUCAUUGGAGGAUGACCCGUACGGAAACCAAUUCAAAAUCACUAUGAGAGUAAGACCCUCUCUCUCAUAAUGCAAUUACGGACGGACAUGUAAUUCUACUUUAUUCUUAUCUUAUUA
Messenger RNA from Cuscuta epithymum, 1218 nucleotides. Lineage: Eukaryota; Viridiplantae; Streptophyta; Magnoliopsida; Solanales; Convolvulaceae. The record is from the annotation of a GenBank genome assembly.